Eleginops maclovinus (Patagonian blennie) is the source of this 1488-nucleotide messenger RNA. RefSeq names its product MARVEL domain containing 1 (gene marveld1). Gene Ontology annotation, cellular component: membrane. The record is from RefSeq and is a predicted model, not a curated record. Gene Ontology annotation, molecular function: structural constituent of myelin sheath. The transcript has a single exon. Lineage: Eukaryota; Metazoa; Chordata; Actinopteri; Perciformes; Eleginopidae. Gene Ontology annotation, biological process: myelination. Bases 285 to 782 code for a protein of 165 amino acids.
UCAACCAGCCCCCCAACACAGACGCUGCAUUCAACAGAGGAAACGGAAAAGACGAAACAUACAAAAGGGUUUUUCAUUUCAAAACCCCGGGGCAGUGGAAAGAACAGAUAGUUCCUUUAUAUAUUUAAACUUAUCAACUGUUGGCUUCAUUGCCAGACCACAAACCGCCUUCCUCUCCCCUAUUUUUACUGUUUGCCCAUCUUUUCCCCAGCUGUUUACAGCUGGCAGAAAGCACCCGCCCUGUUCGGUAAAAAGGGACCGAGAGUGACCGGAGGAGGAGAGAGAUGCCACCCCAACCUGACCAGCCGCAGGUGAGGAAGAACAUCCUGAAGUUCCUUAAAAGUUUUCUGGGAAUCAUCCGGAUCCUGCAGAUUGUAUUCGGAGCCGGGUUGUGGGUCACCAUCGCUGCAAACAAAUACGAAGGAUCCAUCCACUUCGUCCUGUUCGUCGCAGUCCUCUUCUGGCUCCUCACCCUCGCCCUUUUCUUCCUCACUCUGCUGGACAAGCAGGACCUGGUCCCGCUACUGGGAGGGGAGCGAUGGCUGUGCACUAACCUGGCGCACGACGUGGCCGCUGCAGUCCUCUACCUACCGGCCAUUGGUGUCAUGAUCUACAAGACCGACCGCAACUCCUACUGCAACCUGGAUCUGUACAAGCACCAUUGUCUCUACAAGGUCUACUUGACAGCCGCCGUGUUUGCCUGCCUUUGCUGCCUGGUUUACAUUGUGUCGGUUAUUUAUGGAGCAUGCAGGAAGUGUCGAGGAGAACAGACAGUCAUCUGAUGAGACUGAAGGGGGUGAGGGCAACAGGGAAUGGUACGGUUGCCUUUUUAGGGGGGCAUCCACAGCAAGAUGAGGAAUAGUUAACUUCACUGUAAUUUAACUCAACAGAUACUCUUAUCGCAGGAUUUUUUAUGUCCUCUAAUCCAAACGUUACAGCAGAAUCCUUCCAAAAUCACUGUCAGUAUUUUAGAGUUGCUGGCAUCAGAAAAACACAAGCACCUCCUACAGAGGCCUAGUUACCCUGGAUGGACUCUGAUUAGUAAUGUUUUAGGAGGACAUAGUGUCUCCUGUAGGUAAGGCCUUUCAUUUAUCUCUUAAUUUAAUGUAAUUUUCCUGCAAAAUAAAUCUGAAAGUGCUACUUAUAGAGGGGUAGCAGUAUAGUUAUUGUUUACAAAUCAAUGACCUGAACAUACCUUGUUUAGAUUAGAGUUGGUACUGUCAAUCUGAAACCUCUCAUAGGGGUUUUCUUUUUCUAAGAGAUAUUUUUUAUCACCUUUAAAAAUAAAAAAUAUAUUAUGUCUUUUAUGUUUUGUAUGACAGCAAACUGCAAUGCCUUUUUUCAUUACUCUGUAUACUCAACAAGGUUUUUACAACAACAACCCCACACAAUACAGUUGUUAUUGGUGCUACAAUGUCUAUGCUGAACAAAAACAUCCUUUAAGUGUUCAUUAUGUAAAGCCAAAGAAUAAAGACCAGUCAAGUGAGA